AACAUUUCAUAAACCUUGAAAACAUCAAACACAAAAAGAAAAACACACUUCCUGUUUCAUUAGAUUCUUCUAGUUGUCCUAAGAUCAUGGAAAUAAACUCCAAUUCUACUACACUCCCUCCAGGAUUCAGAUUUCAUCCUACCGAUGAAGAGCUCAUCGUUCACUAUCUCCGAAACCAGACCAUGUCCAAGCCAUGCCCUGUCUCCAUCAUCCCAGAAGUAGAUAUCUACAAGUUCGACCCAUGGCAAUUACCCGAUUUAACAGAGUUUGGAGAAAACGAAUGGUAUUUCUUCAGCCCGAGAGAGCGAAAGUAUCCGAACGGAGUCCGACCGAACCGGGCCGCUGUUUCGGGUUAUUGGAAAGCAACCGGUACAGACAAAGCAAUUCAUAGUGGUUCGAGUAACGUGGGUGUCAAGAAAGCUCUCGUUUUCUACAAAGGCCGACCUCCCAAAGGGAUCAAAACUGACUGGAUCAUGCAUGAGUACCGUCUCCACGAUUCACGUAAAGCAUCAACCAAACUUAAGGGUUCAAUGAGGUUAGAUGAAUGGGUACUAUGUAGGAUUUACAAGAAGAGAGGAGCAGGGAAGCUUCUAGAUGAAAAAGAGGGUUCCAUGGAUGAUGUGCAAAUCGAUGAGACGUUAGCAGCUGUUACAAACGAAGCUGAAAGAAGAAAUGAGGAAGAGAUAAUGAUGAUGACGUCGACAAAACUUCCAAGAACGUGUUCGCUUGCUCAUUUGCUAGAAAUGGAUUACAUGGGACCCAUCUCUCACAUUUUAACACCGUUCGAUCUUCAACAUUUUGAUUCGAACGGCAUGAACGAGUCUGGAUGGUUUGGUGAUCUACAGGUUAACCAAGACGAGAUCUUGAACCAUCAUCGCCAGGCUAGUAUGACGUUCCAGUUUUAGUGGUGAAAAGAGAUCUUGGAAAGUUAAUUUGGUACAUGAAAAUUGUAAAAAAGACCCAUUUGAAUGUGAAACGAAAACAUGUUUAAUUAUAAAAUGAAGCUGUUUCAGCGUA
Brassica oleracea var. oleracea is the source of this 1017-nucleotide messenger RNA. RefSeq names its product NAC transcription factor 29-like. The record is from RefSeq and is a predicted model, not a curated record. Gene Ontology annotation, molecular function: DNA binding. Gene Ontology annotation, biological process: regulation of DNA-templated transcription. Lineage: Eukaryota; Viridiplantae; Streptophyta; Magnoliopsida; Brassicales; Brassicaceae. Bases 87 to 905 code for a protein of 272 amino acids. The transcript is spliced from 3 exons.